CCAACGCCCUUCUCUCCAAGCAGUCCUCUACGUCUUUGAGCGGCGGUCCUCGUGCCAAACCGGCGGAUGGAUCUGUCCGGAACAUGAUUGUCGAGACAGAGACCGUCAGCUCCAUCCCCCAGGUAUCCUUAGCUGUGGCUACCGGGGACCGGGGCAACACUGGUCGGGUUGAUCCGUCGGGCACUCUUCGCAUGAAGGGUAGCCAGGAGACAAUCCGGGCCAAGAAAGAUAAGAAGCGGGUGCGCAAACCGGCGACCUUGGCCAGCGGCGCUGCAUCCUCCAAAGCGGACAUUUUCGAAGCUAAGGUGGCCAGCGCCGUUGACGAGGCCGAUGUGUCCGACUCGGACGAAACGUUUGUGUACGAGUCCAACCCUCCAGACCCGUAUCCCGUGCGGCAGAAUCGGUACCAUUCCCGGACCCCUAGUGCCACCUCCAUGGCCAGUCAGGUCGAUCAGCUUUCUGCGGUUCGCAGUCGGCCAGGAAUUCGGGAUGGCAACCACAGUGUGACCGGCAAGCGCAGCAUGAAGUUUACGAAUAAUACAUUUGCUAGCGGAGCGGACGAUCCCGGCGAAGAGAGUGCCCGAAGCCACUCCCGAGUCGAUAACGGCGGCACUCACACGCCCCGCCACCAUCACAUCGGGCGAUACGGACGCAACAACAACCUGUAUCCGUCCCUAUUCGAUCAUGAGUCACCGUUCCCUCAGCCUCAGACACACCUCAAGUCGCCCCGGCAUUUCAUCAGCGGCGGGUACCGGCAGUCCCGACAUCCGGGGUCUCGCGCUGGACCCAACUACCGCACGAUCAGCGGCACCAAAAAGUCGAACGAUGGCUACGGCUACGAUUUUGAUGCUGAAGGGGCGGAUGACGAGCGGACGCCGCUGGUAGGGUCCCCCCGAGUGACACGCAGCCGUCAUGGCGCUGGUCGACGCCCCAAUAGUGCUAGCCUACGCCAGAUGGAAUACCUCCAACAGCGGCAACGCGGGUAUUUUUCGCGGUACGGUGCGUGUGUGAUCAUCAGCCUGCUGCUCUUAUUGCUCGUCGGGGGUGUGACGUCGUUCGUGGUGGCCUCCACGAAGGCUCUCGUGGACGUGGAGAUUCUAGACAUCCAGAACGUUCUUGCUUCCGAGCAGGAGAUUAUGUUGGAUCUGAACGUACAAGCCAUCAAUCCGAACUUGUUCCCCGUGUCCAUUGACGAUAUGGAUAUGAACAUCUUUGCCAAGAGUCGAUUCGUUGGGACCGACGAGCUUUGGCGCAAACUCAGCUCCGACUCGAGCUCCGUCCCCAGAGUGGAGAACAGCAGAAAACGAGCCGAGAUGGCUCUCAUCGCUCGCUGCGCUGGCGAUGCGAGUUGUCUGUCGAAUAGCACCCUAUCGGUGCACGGCAAGAAGACCAAGGGCGGCGUGGACAAGGGCACGGAUCCCAUCGAGUCUGAUCCGGCGGGCGAUCCCCAGACUAUGCUGCUGGGUCGGGUGUUCCGAUUUGAUUCUCCUCUAUCUUUCGAGCCGUCGCCAUGGAAUUAUGUUCCUACGGCAUCGAAAGGACAAAUUCGGCUUGCCCGUCCGGGCAACAAGACGGAAGAAGGCGGCACGGAGCGAUGGGAGCGGGUGCUUCAGCAUGAAUUUGACCUGAUCGUCCGUGGUGUGGUCAAGUACCAGCUUCCACUGAGUUCCCGUCUGCACUCAGCCUCUGUUAGUUCUAGCAUCAAGGUAAUCCCUAACGAGGACGAUGACACGGAUGGGGGCGGCAAGCAUUCUCCGAACAACGAGACCGUCAGUAUUUCGGGGACCAGGUAUUAUCGCCGGCUUCGACGCGCCCGAUCCGAAAGUCCCGAGAUCUCGACGUUUGAGACGGUGAGGAAGACCCUUGGGUUCAUCAAGCGAGCAUUUACGGCGUGAAAUUGGUUUCCCGUAGCUGUCGGUCAUGAUCGCGUGGCUUCGCACUACUCAGCUGUGUCUCCUUCCCAUACUUUAUCGUGCUGGCUUUCGUCUCAACGGUCUUUGGAUCCCUGCCCUUUGCGGAAGGUCAAUCUAUCCAGAAUAAGGACUGAAUGGCCGGGUGUGACCCUUGCAUAUGGGGGGUAUCCCUCAAAGGGAGCAAGGGCUACUCCCCCUUGUGCCACUCGACAUGGCGUAUGACAGUACACUAUUGCGAUAACGUGUUUCCUUUGUUGGAGCUUUCAUUUUAUCAAACCUAGCGAUUGGUCUAUUUCUCAACUGAUGUGUAACGACCUGAUAAUUUCAUCAUGAAAAGAAAACGGCAGCAAAAGCAUGGAGAACGGCACAGUUUUUUUCUUCUUCUUCUAUUACAAUAAAGGAAAAGAACGUUAUGUAUGCAUCAGCACGGCGCUCUAUACAGCUUUCUUUUUCUGGGAGUAUGUUUUUUCUCUUUUUUUUUUCUUUUCUCACUUAUUGUGUUGCUUGCUUCAACUUGC
Messenger RNA from Aspergillus welwitschiae, 2431 nucleotides. RefSeq names its product putative phospholipid metabolism enzyme regulator. The transcript has a single exon. The coding region runs from base 84 to 1895 and encodes 603 amino acids. NCBI's taxonomy places the organism in Eukaryota, Fungi, Ascomycota, Eurotiomycetes, Eurotiales, Aspergillaceae. Gene Ontology annotation, biological process: vacuole inheritance; protein localization to vacuolar membrane; positive regulation of phosphatidylinositol biosynthetic process. The record is from RefSeq and is a predicted model, not a curated record. Gene Ontology annotation, cellular component: PAS complex; fungal-type vacuole membrane.